Gordionus sp. m RMFG-2023 is the source of this 4659-nucleotide messenger RNA. RefSeq names its product WD repeat-containing protein 7-like. The transcript has 30 exons. The record is from RefSeq and is a predicted model, not a curated record. Gene Ontology annotation, biological process: protein localization to plasma membrane. Lineage: Eukaryota; Metazoa; Nematomorpha; Gordioida; Chordodea; Parachordodidae. Gene Ontology annotation, cellular component: cytoplasm. Bases 1 to 4374 code for a protein of 1457 amino acids. Gene Ontology annotation, molecular function: protein binding.
AUGAUCGAUAUAGCGUUAAGACAAUCACAUGCAUUUUGGUCUUCUCAAAGUCCUUAUCAUGAUAUUACAGCAUUAACAUCUUCACAUGAUAAUUUAUAUAUAAUUACGGGAUCCUUAAAUGGAGACAUUAUUCUUUGGUUAUGCAAUGAAAACUUUUCCAAGAUCAUACCUAUUUUGUUUUUUCACAAUCCUUCAAAUGUGGGUAUAAAAUGUUUAGAAACUUAUCAAGUUAAUAACUUAAAAUAUUUAGUAUCUUGUUGUGAAAAUGGUAAUGUAAAUCUUUAUGAUUAUGAAAAUGGGCAUACAAUAAAUUCUGUUAAUUAUCCUGAAGUUAAUAUAUCAAUUAAAGCCAAUAAACCUAUUCAUUACCCUUAUUCAAAUAAAUCAACAUUAAAUACUAAUUCAACAUAUUUAUAUUGUAUUGGAACAUAUCCUGAUAUUAAAGUUUUGGAUGCAAUAUCUUUAUUGCAACUAUUUAAAUUAUGCUCAAAAUUUACUCCUAAUUGGAUAACAUCCUUUUGUUUUUUACAUAAUACUGCCACCGAAUUAGAUGUGAUCAUAGGCAUCAGUCUAACUGGAUGCGUGAAAUUAUGGACCUUAUCCAAAGAAAAUAUAUCGUCAUCCCUCGAAAAUCUAUAUGAAAAUGAAGCCAAGUCAACAGAAUUGAUAAAUUGUAAAUGCAUAACUUAUUGCCACGAGAAUCCUAAAAUAUUUUUGAUGGUAACCGCUACUGUAUUUCAGUUAUACAACGUGGCAACUUUUACCAAAUUGUGUCACCUAGACAGUUUUUCUUCCGAAAAAUGGUGCGGAGGAGUUUUCAUAAACAAAAAUUAUAUUUUGGUAUGGACUGAAAAUGUAAAAGCUUACAUGUUUCGAAUGAUCCCACUCAACAUGGAUUUACUAGAUUUGCGCUGCAAUUUGGAGCUUAAGGGUAUAUUUGAAGUUGGGAAGAGAAAGCCAUUGCUAAAUCCGAAAUAUCUUUACAGAUCAAACUUUCUUUUUUGUUCCAUGGAAAACGGGUUUUUAUGUUGGAAUAUUUACGAAAUCACAAAAUAUCUUUUAAAAUCGGAACAAUUAUUAACUCAUUUACCUGCGUUUGAAUAUUCUCUUGAAGAUUAUUGGGACAGUUUGUUCAAGCCCACUAGUGAACUUUAUAAAAACUUAAAAAAAAUAUGCGAUUUUGAAUGUAAAAUAACCUCAUCGUUAUAUCUUCCAUUUCAUGAUUACUAUCUAUACGGUACUUCGAUCGGCAAAAUUUUUAUCCUCCAACGUGCUUCCUUGGGUAUUUUAGAAAGCUUCUCCAACUAUCUAAGUCAAUUUUCUAAAUGCCAAUUCCUUAGUCACAAAUCCAAUGCUUCAAUAACUUAUUUGAAGUACCCUCAUUCCGAAAAUCCCACUUACGAUUCGUCUUAUUUAUUAUCGGCCCAACGCCAUUCCACCAUAUGUCUCUGGGAUCUAAAUAUAUUUUCCCUGAUUCACACGUUCUCUCCUCAUACUUCUUCUAGCAAUAUUCGGGAUUUAAUCGUCUUACCCUUGUCUUAUAACAUGCACAAAUACAAUAAUCUCAUACUCUCGAUCGCCGGUGACAAUACCUUAUCAAUUCUCAACUUACUUCAAAAGUCUUGCACAACGAUAUCGUCACAAAUGUCCUCACCCAUUAAUUAUGUCAUAUGGCUCGGUUCAAAAGGUUAUAUCGUGAUUGGUUGUUUGAAUGGGGAUUUAUACGUUUGGCAGGAUGGUCUUUUAGAUCGUUGCGUCACUGGUUUGAAUUCCGAACAAAUAUAUACCAAAUUACGUGAUCAUAUAAUAUGGCCAUUAUUCCCCAGAAAUCUUAUCAGGCGAAAUAAAAGACGUUUCAUUUGGAGUAACGAUAUAAAUUAUCUCUUAGAAAAUCAUAAAACCCAAAUCUCAGCAAAUAAUAUGAUAGCCAUGCAUUCAAAUUCACCGAAAAUGUCUAACUUUGCAAAACUUACGAACCCAUUACUUACACUUCUUCCAAUGCACAGAACCCAUCCUUAUGCUCCAUAUCAGAUAGCUUUAUAUGAUUUAGAGUUCUUUGCAAGAAUUUUUUGCGGACCUCUCCCCCAGGAUAAAAAAACAGAACACAAACUAGAGGAAUUAUCACCAGUUAUCUCACCCCAAUCUCCCGCUAAGCGCCCUAAUAAUAGCAUCUUGCAAGAUCAACGUAGACAAAUUUACCGCCAAGCUUCCCAGAGAAAUUCUUUUCCAUUGCCCGAUUUAAAUCAAUUGUAUUACAAUGCAUCGUCCCCAAUUCGUAAAAGGUCUAAAAUGAUUUACGAAAAGAAAAUUUUGAUAUCUCUUCUCUCGCACGCUCACAUUUGGCAUUUGAAUAACGAUAUCGAUAAUGAGAUGCAAGCCACAUUUGAAGUUCAUAUGCCUCAAUCCAAUUCUACCGUAAACUGCAUAAUUGGGAAUAAUGGUGAUAUAGUUAUACCUAUAGGAGAUAUUGCAAUUGGACCAAUAUUAAGGACUUGCAAGCUCAUUCAUUUGUUGACCAUUUUAAAUAUUCUGGAACGGAAUUUUGAAGAGGAAGGCAUAAUAGAGACUCUAGCUAAGGAAAAAGAGGAAGAUAGCAAGCCAAUGAUUAACGAUUCCGAGAACCUAGUUGUUAAACGGGUCAAGGAUAUCAAUUUUUGCCAAAGGUUAAAACUUGUAUACCUUCAAGGUUUCCUGAAUAAGGGCAUAGGAGAUGGGCAUCACGCUAAAUGCGGCUUGGUUUUAGAUAUCAUAAUUUCAAGAUUACAAAAUCCUUGUUCUCCGUUAAGCGAUGCUUGUAGCUCUAUACUUUCUUAUCUACUCUUCAAUUUCGAAUUCACCACAGCUAGUAUACGUGAAAAACCUCUCGUGACCAUGAUAAGUACAGUGCUAGAAAUAUGCAUACAAAAAUUAGAAUACCUGCAUUAUCAACAAAAGCUCUUCCUAUCCACAAUGCUAGGAAAACAAACAAAAUCUAUUUCGCAAUUCAAUUCUAAGCCAACGAUUGGCAAUGGAUAUAGAAAGGCGAGCCAUGGAACAUCACCAGAAAAAAACAUGAAACCAACCCAUCAUCCUUUUGACAAUCAAGAAUACGUGGAAUAUGAAGCCGAAGAAGUUAACGAAAAUUCCUUAUUUCAUGAUGAUCGAAACUCAGAAUACGAUUCGACUGAAAGUUUUUAUAGAAAGUUCUGUGGAUCUCCUUUUGAAGACCUUUAUACAUUUUAUGGUUGCCAACCUGGACCUAUUUUAGCAUUUGUGUUAAUGGGAUUUAUCAAAUAUAGAUUACCUACAGAUACUACUGACUCCACCGAAGACUCAUAUUGGCAAAUAGAUCAAUAUUUUAGUCUUAAAAACCCACGCCUAUUAGUGCUAACUAGCGAUAUUAUAUGGAAUUUCAUAAACUCUCCGUUUUUCUCCCAGCGCCUUGAUCAUAAUUUAAUUCAACCAACGAAUAAUGUCAAAUCAUUCAGUGAAUACCUUCGAAAUAAUGAAAUUUUCAACAGACUUAUAGCUUAUAACGUUUUAUGCAAAGCCUUCUCGACAUGGGAACCAUUUCUUGAUCUAUCCUCCUUGUUUUUAAGGCUUCUCGAAUUGUGCAUCCUCACAUCGGGUUCUAAACUACUCGUUAAUAAUGGCGGGAUGUCCUUAUUUUCACCCACCAAAUCCUGCUUAAAUAAAAUAGCUUACAUGAGACCUGCCGCAUUUAUAACUAUUAUAAACAAAGAAAUUAGCAAAUAUAUGCUGCACUUCUUUACACCCCUUCAAAAUUUUAACGCAAUAACGCAACCAUCAACAGUACCUUCUAAUUUAAUCAUCAAUUCUCGAGAGUAUUUAUUUUCAACUAUAGAAAUGUUGAUACAUAAACAGCCUAUAGAGAUUAUCAAUUUGCUAUCCGAAACAAUUGAUAUAUACGUAUAUUGUGGAGGUAAUACCAUGCAUAGAGUUAAAGAUUGGGAAAAAUUAUUGUCACCUUUUAUGAAAUUCCCUCAAAUAGCCUUCAAUGUUGAAAAAAAGCAGUUAAUUUUAGGUACUCAAAAGGCCCUAUUAUACCUUUACGAUUUUAAAACAAUCAAACCCGAGAUUUGCAAUACACCCCAUAUAAAUGCAAUCAUAGCAGUGUCUUAUUCUCCAGACUAUAAGAAUUUAGCCACCUUAUCUUACCCCGAAGGACUUUUAGUCAUAUGGCAGAUAACUUCGACUUUAUUUGGCAUAGGCCCCAGUCAAGCUAAAUAUUUAAAAUCGCGAAAAUUAGACAAUGUGCCUCAUUUGUAUCAAACGAGUGAUCAGGAUUAUAAAAUCGGAAAAUUGAUAUGGAUCAAUAAUAAAGUAUUAUUAAUUCUUUUUUCAGAUGGAACCGAACAAAAAUUCCAUUUAUAAGAUAGAGUAUUUUUCAUUCCAAUCACACAAUUUAAUUAAUUCGCGAUUUAGUCUUCCUUCUUUUAUUUAAUUUAAUUUUAAGUAGUAAUCAAUUAGGUUUAAAACCAAUACAAAAAAAAUUUAUUUAAUUUAGCCAAGUUCCUUAGAUAAAAAAUUUUUUAAAUUAUUUGCAAUGAAUCCAUAAUUAUUUAUCUUUCUGUAGCCAUUACGACUAUUAUUAUUAAAAAUAUAAAUUAUUCACAUUAUAUUGUAUACAUAUUUUUUAAAACCUGAUCAUUUAUAUUU